Messenger RNA from Acyrthosiphon pisum (pea aphid), 1083 nucleotides. RefSeq names its product negative elongation factor E (gene Nelf-E). The record is from RefSeq and is a predicted model, not a curated record. Gene Ontology annotation, cellular component: NELF complex. Gene Ontology annotation, biological process: negative regulation of transcription elongation by RNA polymerase II. NCBI's taxonomy places the organism in Eukaryota, Metazoa, Arthropoda, Insecta, Hemiptera, Aphididae. The transcript has 6 exons. Bases 183 to 1025 code for a protein of 280 amino acids. Gene Ontology annotation, molecular function: RNA binding.
GCCAAACGGAUGGCAAUUAAUCGCCUCUGGCAUUUAAAGAUUUUUCAAACAAUUCAAAUUUCAAAGUUUCAAACUGCGAUUGCGGAUUAGUCGUUAGUGCAAUAGACGAUUACGGUACUCUUUCGGCUUCUUUCAGUAGUUUCGUGAAUUACAUAUUUACAUUCGAAUAAUUGUAUGUCGAGAUGGUGUACUUACACUUUCCAACGAAUCUGACAGAAGAAGAACUCAUGCUGCAAAACAAGUAUCAAAAAUUAAGAAAAAAGAAAAAAGCAUUGCAAGUGCAAAAAACACCUCGACCUGAACCUGAGCCUUCACCUGUACUCAAUCCCAAAAGGCCCAAAGAAACAGCUCGCGACGCAAGGGAAAUAGCGAAAAAACUAUUGAAGUCUGGUGCUAUAGGACCGAUAAAAAAAGUACCCAAUCGUACAGAUCAGGAAUCAUUUAAGAGACCUUGUGGAAUGGAACGCAAACUGUUGAUUACUACUCAGGCUUUAAGUAGCUAUCAACCUUUUUCGGCAGCUUCACCAGUCAUCAAAACAACUGAAGUCAUUCCCGAUAGCACUCCAAAAGCAACCUCGACUGCUAAAUUCACUAAUUUGUAUAGUAGUUUUGUUUCUUCCACUUCUAAAACCACUCCACCAGCUCCGAGUUCACCAGAACCAGUUCCCGAACAACCCACUCGUAAGGACAUUACUAUAUUUGUUGGAGGAAGUAGUUCAAUGACUGAAGAAUUUUUAAGAUCUACAUUUAGUAAAUUUGGUACAAUAAUUAAUAUAACGAUGGAAAUAGAAAAAAAUCGAGGGUUCAUCACUUUCAACUCCCCAGACACUGCUGACAAAGCAGUAGCUCAAAUGAACACCACCACAGUCUCUGGUAUUAAAUUAAAAGUUUCUAUUUCACGAAAUCAGCCUAUUGAAUUUGGCGAUAAAGGAAUUAAUUCGUGGAAUGCUAUUGCUACUAAUAAAUCACAAAAAGGAAAUCAACGAGAUGAUCGUUCACUGGUGACAUACGAUGAUUUAUUUUAAAAAGUUGUUUUUAUUUAUUUAAAUUUUUAUUAUAUAAUUCAUUUUUUUUUUAUCAUAG